Molecule: messenger RNA, 2427 nt
Organism: Dioszegia hungarica
Lineage: Eukaryota; Fungi; Basidiomycota; Tremellomycetes; Tremellales; Bulleribasidiaceae
Exons: 8
Coding region: 1-2427 (808 amino acids)
Source: RefSeq, a predicted model, not a curated record
AUGCGCUUCCCCCGCCACCUGUCGAUCACGUUCCUCUCCCUCCUCCUCACCCUUUCAUCUCUCUCGGUAUUCGCCAUCCGCCUUCCCACCCCAUCAGACUCCAAUUAUCGAGUACUCAAACAGGCGACCUGCGCCCAGAUCGUCGCCCGUCUCAAUCAUCCCCGCACACCUGCUCAAAGACGGCAGGAAGCCAGUCCUGUGCCUUUCCCUCUAAGUGAAUGCGGCCUCACUUCCACGGGCGGGGUCGCCUUCGCACGAUUCGUCAACCUGGACUAUAAUGCCCCGACGGGCGCAGUGCUGUAUGAGAACAUAGCCAAUCGUGAUCAAUGUACAAAGAAGUGCGAGAUCAUUUCCACUUGCACUGGCGCGACAUACAGUGCGGCAACACUUCAGUGCUUCACCCUUGCUUCCUACAACGAAUACUUCGACGGCGGCUUCGCAGUCACCCGGCGCGGUAUCACGUGCGCUGACCCAGAGGCGGUCAAUGCCUACUUUUGGGCAAUUGGUGGAUUAUGGGUCGUUCUUUUGGCGGCUCCUAAUGCAUAUGCUAUCACGCAUCUACGUGGAGAGCUUGUAGCGGCGCGUGCGACCUUGUCCUACGAUCUCACCUUCCGCCUCCCAGAGCUCUGGGAGCGGGCAGCCAACUUAAUGAGCUGGCCGGCCCGCCCAGUCGAAAGUCACGUGCCGCCUCAACAUCAACAAACCGCCGCCGAGCGCGUCGAAGCAGACACCAUACCUUUGAGCACUCCAACUCACAUCUUGCAGCUCGCAACCGCUGUAAGACCUCCCAAUACAGCUCCCACAUUGGCUGACGGCCGAUCUCUCUGGCAGGCCUUGACAUCCCCCUCAGACGUGAUCGCCGUCCUGUCGGGCCAGGUCGCCUCGCUCUCGACCACAGUCGCGAAUCUCACCGAGACUGUCACUCGGCAAAAUGACCUCAUCCAGUCUCUCUUGAAGAGCUCGGGCCAACUCAGUGGGGGAGGGAAACCUGUCAAUACCCCAGCAAUCCGGAAAGCUAUCCAGGCCAAGUCGGGGUCGCCGUCCACUCCCACCCCAACACCCAACUCCGCCUUGACUCCCUCUUUGGCUCCCCCACAAGCUGCUUCGCCCAGCACCUCCACUCCCGCUAUUCCACCGGUAGCUCCGCAGGCUGCUGGACCCUCCACCUCAAAGGUCGGAUUGGCUCCCCCCGGAGCUGCACCAGUCGCGGUCAAGUCCGCUGUACCCAAGGCCGGCCCUGUGCCAGCUCUGGCUGCUGCACCGUCGGCCAAGUCCACCUCCUCUAGCGCCUCUGGCGCUGGUCAGCAGAUAGCCAUAUCCUCCUCGUCGAAGUCGUCGUCGGCAUCGACCAGUAACCUGGCCGGACCUAGCCACCCCGUUCCCUCUGGCCCGGCCUGUGCUCCCAGUACCUCUCAGCUACUUGCAACGCACCGCCGAAUAGCUCAUCCGUUGAUGGAAGUCACUGAGCUCGCACCCUACCUCUACCGGUUCCCUCCCCUCUCGACUGACCCCGUUGGUCCACCGCCGGCCACUACUCCACCCUCGGCCCCGGCAGAACCAGCUAUGCCCAACGCGCUGUCUACCGCGGCUGUCAGCCAAGCAACAGUCCAACCUGCUCUCGGCUCGAAGCCAAGCAUUACCACACCGCGGCCUGCGGCGUCCCUCCCUGCAGCUCCUCCUGCUGGCCCGCGUCCUGCUGCUCCAGCUCCCGCUAGAGCGCCUUCUGAGGCAUCGCAGGCCGUUCCUCAGUCCGCCCCUACCGCUCGGAACGUCGUCGAUACAGCCCGUCGGCUCACCUCGACUGCCACAACCCUCACCUCCGGACCGUCCAUCCCUUCUACAUCUUCCCAGCCCAUUGCCAGACCGACUUCAACGGGUGCAGCACCCGCUGCCCCAGCCCGGCCCUCUGCAUCGCCCUUCCCAUCGGCUCCCACACAACCACCCAGACCUUCCCAUCAGCCAGCAGCAGUUGCGACCACCAUCAGUGGUCCAUCUCGGGCGGUCCCGAAUCCAGAUUCUGCUCCUCAUCCGGAUGGCGCUGCUGUCGCCCAGCCUGUCGCGGCGGGAAGCGCACCGCCUGCUAUCUCCAAUCUGAACUCGCAGAGCGGGACGUCGGAGCACGGACGAGCGAGCGCCUCCAGUGCGCUCCCCACCGGUUCAUUGGCGUCCUCAUCGACGACAACCCAAUUUCCCGCGCCCCUCACUCUCGCCUCAGCUGCCCUCAUAUCGGAAGCUGGUCCAUCGCAACCAGGCCCCAGCCGACACCGAUCCCCUUCCCCCUCCAUCUCUGCCUCUCCCUCCCCAUUCGACCUUCAAUACCUGGACCCCGCUCUGCAACCCCCAGCCCUCGACCCGGACGCCCCCACCCGCCCCAUCUUCCCGUCGUACGGCAAAGACUGGCUCCCCGGUAUCCUCUCCGCGUGGUAG